UGCUUACAUUCUCGGAUCAUUUUCCAUAUCAGUAACCAAACAAAGAAGAAAGCUAGAUAUUUUGGAAGCACAUUUCAAGUAUAUCAAAGAAUGAAGAUCACAUUGGCAGCGGCAUUCGUCCUUCUCUUUGCCUUCAGCACAAAGCCACUGCUCGGAGGAUCAGCCGAUGCAAAACCGGAGCCAGUUCUCUCCGGCAGCAAAGUUCUCCGAGCAGAUCACAGUUACUACAUAAUUCCAGUUCCCCAGCCCCCAAGCGGCGGCCUUGAGCUUGCAAGCACUAGAAGAAAGUGCCCACUCGACGUUAUUACAGUGCAAGAAGAUCCAAGCCUACCAUCAUCCUUCGUUCCCGUCAACUCCAAGGACGGCGUGAUUCGUGUCUCUACUGAUCUCAACAUCGUGUUCAAUACUGACAGGGACACAGGAUGUCCUCAAUUCACCGUGUGGAAGGUCGACGACUACGAUAAUAGCACUGGACAGUGGUUCGUGACGACGGGCGGGGUUGUGGGGAAUCCUGGACCACAAACAGUGAGGAAUUGGUUCAAGAUUGAGAAGUAUGAAGAUGGUUAUAAGUUGGUGUACUGUCCAAAUGUGUGCAGGAAGUGUAAUAAUGUUCCGUGCAAAGAUAUUGGGACGUACCACUGCUACAAAAUAAGCUUACAGGAGCGCUUUUUUUUUUAUCUUAGAAAGCACUUUUGA
Molecule: messenger RNA, 696 nt
Organism: Prosopis cineraria
Lineage: Eukaryota; Viridiplantae; Streptophyta; Magnoliopsida; Fabales; Fabaceae
Product: miraculin-like
Exons: 1
Coding region: 91-696 (201 amino acids)
Molecular function (GO): endopeptidase inhibitor activity
Source: RefSeq, a predicted model, not a curated record